Messenger RNA from Fusarium coffeatum, 1260 nucleotides. RefSeq lists its product as uncharacterized. NCBI's taxonomy places the organism in Eukaryota, Fungi, Ascomycota, Sordariomycetes, Hypocreales, Nectriaceae. The transcript is spliced from 2 exons. The record is from RefSeq and is a predicted model, not a curated record. The coding region runs from base 1 to 1260 and encodes 419 amino acids.
AUGGCCGACGCACACGGCUCUACCACUCCUCCACCGCCAUCCCGCAUCCGCACUCCGCCAACUCCUCGCCUUGGUUACCAAGACCACUGGGAACCCUUUUCACCUCGCAAGUCUGCACGAAUUUCAUCACAACGAACAAGGACUCCAUCACCCGGCGCAUCAAAUCGUCAACCUCAAUCACCUCAAACUAGCAAAAAGUCUACCAAGCAUUCGAACACCUCUAUCGCCUCUCCUAUGACGCAUAAGAAGCGCAUGCCCGCCAACGAUUUUGUUCGCCGCGCAACGGAAAACAUGCAAGCUGAAACUUCUCGAGAUGGCGCCAGCCGUCGUACUCAUGAGCGAUCCGGCUCUUCCGUCAUCGGUGCCGCUGGCAUGCUUCCUACACCAUCAAAAACUCCUCAAAAGCCACCCACUGAGAAGAAAACCGCCCACAUCAAAUCAGUUGCUCGUAACCUCUUCGGCUCUGACGCCGAUGAAGCAACCUUAACUCCUAAGAAGCGAUCUGCUAAGAAGUACAGCGGUAUUUCGAUGGAAAGCUUUGCUGUGGAGGAGGUCGAGGAUCCCAUUGAGAUAUUCACUGAUACUCGGGAUCGAGUUCCUGUUCGCGAUGAGCGAGAAGACAAUCCUUUCCUCAGCUCAGAAAACCCCUUCUACAGCGAAGCACCCCGUGCUGCGCCUAGCAAACGUCACGACAGGCGCAAGGUCAAGGUUCCUGGUGAGGGUCUGAGGACUGUGGAUGAGCUCGCCGACCGUAAGGAUGGUAUGGUGUACACAUUCCGUGGAAAGAGAUUCUUCCGCAAGUGGUCUGAACAUGAGACUGAAGAUCUGGAUGAGCUUGAAACUGUUGAAGAAGACCCAGAAGCUCAUCUCAGCCGUCCUUUGACACGAGCUUCAAUCAAACCUUGUCUCCUUUUCCAAAGUGUCAAGACAGAUGAGCAGAUUGAAGAGGAAGAAGCCGUUACGGACGUUGAGGAAAACGAGGAAGAACCGGCUUGCCCAGCGACACCAUCGGUAUCCAAGAAGGAGCGCGCAUCUACACCUGAAGCGCCUAAAUUUGCACCAGCUUCACCUCCCUCCACUCGACGAGUGACUCGAUCUACCAACAAGUUGGAAGACGAGAGCACGCCUAUCAAGCCGCCCAGCAAGCGAAGCCCCUUUGCUUCUUGGCGACGAACAAAGGAAAGCGUGCCCAAAUCACUGUCACGCAAACGAUCAGCAGAAAGCAUUGACACUAGGGAGACCAAGCGUAGCCGCGUUUAG